AUGGGCGCCGGCAACCUCGCCAAAACCGACGCCCCGGGCGCCCUCGGCGAGCUCCAGCAGAACCAGCAGGAGCCCGCUCGAUCCCCACGGAAGGCCCGAGACGACGCACCAAAGUACACCUGGGGCAACAUCUCGCUCAAACCCGCCAGAUCCCGCGACCCGUCGCCCGAAAAGCCCAAGAAGGCCCGGUCGGGAGCCAACCUUGUCGGGUUGCUGUCCCGACCCAAGUCACUCAAGAACCUCUAUAAGCUGGCCACCGACGAUGAGGUCCGUGCUGCCAAGGACAAGGAGAACAGAACGCCCGACGAGCCGACAAGUGCCAUGCUGCCGCCUCCCAUAUUCGCUCAGUUCACCUCCGACGCGGCAGCCACGCGGGAGCAGCGAGUGCGUUCGUCCGUGGACAUUGGCAGCGCCCGGCCCAUCGUCAAGGAGCGUCCGCAGUCGCUCCACGUGCCCCGAAUGCACAAUGAUUCAGACGCGCGGCAGUCGUCUACCGAAAAGCCGGCGAGCCACCUGUAUAGAGGCAAGGUGCUCGGCGCGUUUGCCCACCUGACGGGUCGCUCGGGGUCGGCAGACUCGCGCCCCCGGGAGCCAGAGUGUGACAUCGAUGAGCUCAACAGACAGCUCGAGGCCCUCCUGGACCGCCGCAACAUCCCCGAAAACCAGCGGUACAAGAUGCGGAAUCUCAGCACCGCCAUCAAGCUCGAGUUCAUCCACCAGGACCGCGCCGAAAUGCACGCGGCCACGGCGGAGCGCUCGAGCACCUUCGACAGCAAUGCCAGCAGCGACGCGCCGGCGGCGACGCCCACGGGAUCCGACGGUGAGGACGAGAAGCCCAAGCGUGGACGCGGCCGCAGCUUCACCUUUUCGCGAGGCAAAAAGGACCGCUCCUCUUCCAAAAAGCCCAAGGGCGACGGCACGCUGGGCCGCCACUUUCGGUCCAAGUCGACGGACAGCGUGGCGAGCGAGCGACCCACGUCGUCGGCCAGUUGCUCGUCCGGCGGCGGGUUCCUUGCCAAGGUUAAGCUCCAGCAAGGUCCCGGCGACUACGUGGCGUACCUGCGUAAGGUGCAGAAGCCGCAGUUGGUCGAGGUGGGCAAGUUACACAAGCUGCGGCUGCUGCUGCGUAACGAGACGGUGUCGUGGAUCGAGGACUUUAUCCAGCAGGGCGGCAUGAAGGAGAUUGUUGGCCUUCUCAACCGCAUCAUGGAGGUGGAGUGGAGAGAGGAGCACGAGGACGCGCUGCUCCAUGAGAACCUGCUGUGCCUCAAGGCGCUGUCGACGACGGCCCGCGCCAUGGAGCACCUGCACUCGGUGCAGCAGGACCUGUUCCCCAAGCUGCUGCACAUGCUGUUCGACCCGGAGAAGAAGGGUCCGAGCGAGUUUACUACGCGCAACAUCAUCACGUCGGUGUUGCUCACCUACAUCGAGUCGGCACCCCCAGCAGAGCGUGUAAACCGCGCCAAGAGCGUGCUACAGCACCUCCGCGACCCCGAGCCCAAGGACAGCGACCGCCCGCUGCCGUUUGUGCUCGAGAUGCACCGCGAGCGCCCGUAUCGCGUGUGGUGCAAGGAAGUCGUUAGCGUGACCAAGGAAGUGUUUUGGAUUUUCCUCCACAACCUCAACGUGGUGGCCCUCGCGUCGGACAGCAAGGACCGCGGACAUGUUGACGGCGACAGCGACAGCACCGAGAAGAAACUCGAGCAGCCGCACGGCUACAUGCUCCGCCACUUCCCGCCAGAGCGACCACCUGUGCCCGCCGCGCCAUACGUGGGCGGCGUCGAGUGGGACGCGACAAACUACCUGGCGUCGCACCUGGACCUGAUGAACGCGCUGCUGGCAUGUACGCCCACGGCGGCAGAGCGCAACGCCCUGCGUGGCGAGCUGCGCAUCUCGGGCUGGGAGCGCUGCCUCGGCGGCAGCCUGCGGCUCUGCAAGGAGAAGUUUUACGGCUCCGUCCACACGGCGCUGCGCACGUGGGUCGCCGCCGCGGCCGAGGACGGAUGGGACGUGCGCGACGUGCGCUUCGGCCCGCCUCCGGAAGCGCGCGCGUCGCCGCGCAAGACGGGCAACGGCGGGCAGAGGCCCAAGGUUGAGGACGCGCCCAAGUUGGACAUGCCCAAGUUCGACCUCGGGCUGGCGUCGGCGAAAAAGGAGGCCUGGCUGUGA
Molecule: messenger RNA, 2169 nt
Organism: Purpureocillium lilacinum
Lineage: Eukaryota; Fungi; Ascomycota; Sordariomycetes; Hypocreales; Ophiocordycipitaceae
Biological process (GO): actin cytoskeleton organization
Molecular function (GO): small GTPase binding; actin binding
Source: RefSeq, a predicted model, not a curated record